CUCUUCACAAACAAUUUCGUCUUCUACUUUAUUCACACCUUCACUUAAACCCUAAUUACCUCGUCAUUCAUAUUGCUAAAAGAAAAUGUUAGUGUAUGUAAAGAAAUAUAGAACAUUACCUCCAUGAAUUUCACUGAUAUGGGCUCUGCCAAAUUUACCUACUUUUCAAUCAUUUUCUACUCUCAAAUUAAGCCCUAAUUUCAGAGUGAAAACCCCAAUUCUUUACUCAUUUGAAAUACCACAUAACGAAGGGGGAAACUUAUCUUUAUCUUUCAUUCUUCUGUCUUCUCCCGAAGGCCCAGAAAGUACGAGAAAAUAAAGAGCAAGCGUGGAAAAUUUUCUCAACACAGCAGCAGAGAAGAGAAACUUGCUCCAGGUAGUUUUCCACACAAAAUCAAUGGCAGCCUUCAACAUCUCUUCAGCUACAAUCUACCGUACAUCGUCUUCAUCUUCAUCUUCAUCAUCUUUGUCUUUAUCAUCAAAGCUGUCGGUUCUCCCAAUGCGGUGUGCUCCUCCAAGGCCUUACCGUUCUAGAUUCUCAAAGAUACUUGCGUUUACGAGCAAUGAUAUCAAGGUGGGUUCCAGCAUUGAGGUAGAUGGAGCUCCAUGGAAAGUUUUAGAGUUUCUUCAUGUGAAGCCUGGGAAAGGGGCAGCAUUUGUAAGGACCAAAAUGCGCAAUUAUGUAACGGGAAACACUGUUGAGAAAACUUUUCGAGCUGGUUGUUCGAUAGAUGAGGCCGAUGUGUACAAGGAGACCAAGCAAUACACAUAUAAAGAUGGUGCACAGUUUGUCUUCAUGGACCUGAGUACAUUUGAAGAAAUUCGACUUAAUGAGUCUGAUGUUGGAGAGAGGACAAAGUGGCUGAAAGAGGGCAUGGACUGCAAUGUGCUAUUUUGGAAUGGAAAGAUUAUUGAUUUUGAACUCCCCAUUACAGUCAAGCUGACUGUUGUCGAUGUUGAUCCUGGCGUUAAAGGUGACACCGCACAAGGUGGAUCGAAGCCAGCAACUCUCGAUACAGGUGCUGUUGUCAAUGUCCCUCUGUUUGUAAAUAUAGGCGAUGAAAUAUUGGUGGAUACAAGAACUGGGGAGUACAGGAGUCGCGCAUAGCCUAAGAGAUCCCUUAUCUCUCGUCAUCUCAACAAGAUUCUACCCUUAUAUGUUUUUGUUAACUACCAAUGCACUGUACCCAUUGAAUGCAAGGAAAAUAAAUUAGAGAGGCUAGAUAGUAAAACAGUUGUAAUCUUAUUUUUUCUACUUUACAUUGUCUGAUUGAUAUGGUGAACUCUUUUUUUAUGUCAGAAGGGAAAUUCACAUUCAUUUCAUAAGACA
Messenger RNA from Vitis riparia (riverbank grape), 1330 nucleotides. Its product is annotated as elongation factor P. Gene Ontology annotation, biological process: peptide biosynthetic process; translational elongation. Gene Ontology annotation, molecular function: translation elongation factor activity. The transcript is spliced from 7 exons. The coding region runs from base 398 to 1108 and encodes 236 amino acids. Lineage: Eukaryota; Viridiplantae; Streptophyta; Magnoliopsida; Vitales; Vitaceae. The record is from RefSeq and is a predicted model, not a curated record. Gene Ontology annotation, cellular component: cytoplasm.